AUGCCUACUGCAAAAGCACGAAAAAUCACGCAGGCCACAGCGCCUCCGCCUCCGCCUACUGCUCCCGCGCCCGCACUCUUACCCGCAGCUGGCGCAACGACGAAUGGGAAGAAGAAAAAGAAAAAGAAGAUCAAGGGGAAAGGCGUAGACCUGUCACUGUCGGCGUCAGCAGGAGCAGACGUGUACUACGACGACGACGAGGGCUCGGAUGGGCUGCCGCCGCUGGAGAGCGCGCCCGAGGCAGAGCUGGCAGUGACAUUGAGCCAUCUGAGCCACAGCGUGGAUGGGGCGGGGGUGGAUGAGGAGUCGCUGGUGUCGUCGCUCCCUGAGCACCUGCGACACUUUGUACGGAACCCUUCUUUGCAUCUGAGCUCCCUUGGUAACGCGGAACGAAAGACGCAGGCGAUGCGCGCGAUCGCACAGCAGAUCCAAGCACGGCGAGGACGAGCGCAGUCUACGCUCAGCUAUGAGCAGACGACGGUUUUCGCGACCCCCUCGCCACUGCCACUAUAUAAGAAGAAAAACAAGAAGAAGAAACGGCGGCGGUUCGGUCGCCGAUACCGGCCAUAUGUCGCCCACGAAGCCAAGGUCGCCUCUCGCGCUCUCCUACACGAGAUGGCCACCAUCUGGCCCGAGUCGUUCGCGGCCUCCGCAACGCAUCCCUUCCGAGAGACUGCAAACGGCGACGGAGACGUGAAUGCGUUCUUCAUGCAUGCGCACUUUAUUGUCGAGCGUGCACGAGAAGCGCUUCUGUGGAGCUGGGUCGUUGGACGGGUCGGCGCGCUCAAUGGGACCUGGGGCGAAGCGGAGGCUCGGUGCGCUUGGGAGGAAAUCGGUGGCACCUGGGGGGAGAGCGAUUUUCUCGUGGAGACUAGCCACCGGGAUACGCUCACGAGGGAUAGGGUCGAGAGGGUCCUGUUACAGAUGUCCGCUGCCGAGCUUGACCUCGUAUUCAUUCUGUAUGUGUAUCUUUGCUUGAUUGAAGGUGCCUAUGGCCGGCCAGAAUGGGUGUCAUUUGCCCCGGAGAUCAACGAGGGGCAUCUGCCCAGGUGCAGGAUAUCCUACGAGAAGUGUUUCGCGAUGGAGCAUCCGGAAUCUGAAGGCGAACAGCGACGUGCAAGCGAGAUCUUUACGGAUAUCGCGUUCCGCAAUGAGGCCUGUGGAGACUGCGCAAGCGGCAGCCAUGGCUUGUCGGCUUUCCUUCCUGCUGCCGAUCGUGUCCUUCCACCAAUGAACAAUGAGGAUGGCGAGCGAGAAGUGCCCUAUCUCCCCCUAGUCGCGAACUGGGAAGACGGCGACUUCUCCCUAUAUGCUGUUAUGGGCAUGAAGCGAGAGCUGAAUGCAAGACAGUGGGUACUGCAGCUCCUACAGCGCUAUCGCUAUGUGAUAGGCAAUACACUGUCGCUCUUCGAACGCGUCUCGAGCACCCAAGGAGCGGCGCAAGUCGUCGCACAUAUCGAGCGAACGCCCCACGUGGCUCUGCUUUGCAUCAAUGACGAUGCCAUGAAGGAGAGCCUGACUUCGCAGGUGACACAGGUGCUGAAAACAUGGUUCAAUAGACGGUGGAAGAAGCCAGCUGCUUGGGAACAGCGGUGA
This is a messenger RNA of Laetiporus sulphureus 93-53, 1596 nucleotides long. RefSeq lists its product as uncharacterized. Gene Ontology annotation, biological process: N-glycan processing to lysosome; carbohydrate phosphorylation. The record is from RefSeq and is a predicted model, not a curated record. NCBI's taxonomy places the organism in Eukaryota, Fungi, Basidiomycota, Agaricomycetes, Polyporales, Laetiporaceae. Gene Ontology annotation, cellular component: Golgi apparatus. Bases 1 to 1596 code for a protein of 531 amino acids. Gene Ontology annotation, molecular function: UDP-N-acetylglucosamine-lysosomal-enzyme N-acetylglucosaminephosphotransferase activity. The transcript is spliced from 6 exons.